Paramacrobiotus metropolitanus is the source of this 1852-nucleotide messenger RNA. Its product is annotated as astacin-like metalloprotease toxin 1. The transcript is spliced from 7 exons. Gene Ontology annotation, biological process: proteolysis. The record is from RefSeq and is a predicted model, not a curated record. Gene Ontology annotation, molecular function: metalloendopeptidase activity; zinc ion binding. NCBI's taxonomy places the organism in Eukaryota, Metazoa, Tardigrada, Eutardigrada, Parachela, Macrobiotidae. Bases 113 to 1513 code for a protein of 466 amino acids.
ACAGACUAAAAGUGAAAUAAACCUGGUAGGGCAGUUCUUUGCAAACCAUUCAGGUUUGGCGUGUAAUAAGGAGCGUGAAAGUACGAGUGCUUAAUAACCUUUUUUUAAAAAAAUGUUCGCACACAGUGCUCCGUUAAUCCUUAGUUUACGCGCCUUAUGCUUGUACACUUAUUUUAUACAGAGUUACUGCGCGGAUUUACCGACAGACUGGCAGAGCAGAAUAGAUCUAUCGGUUAAUGAAUCAACAGAACCGGAAACUGGAGAUGACAUCAUUUGGGACGAUGGGGGGUAUGCCCUGCUUGCAUCCGCAGACGUGGAUGAGACAGACCACCGGGUCUCGUUCAAUUAUUGGCCUGAUAGCGGGAAAGGUGUUCCUUACUUCAUACACCCAGCUUUUGGUGACGCGGAUCGUCGAAAAAUUCUGAAUGCCUUGCGAACCAUAGAGCGCCGAGUAGAUAAUUGUGUACAAUUCAAAGUAUGUGCAAAUGAAGAGGAGCACAUUUCAAUCGUGCCAUAUGGACGAGGUUGCCUGUCUCACGUGGGACGGACUCCUCGCCGCGUUACCGAAGUCCGACUCAGCAGGAACUGCAUGAAAGAAGGCAUUAUUAUACACGAACUCUUACAUGCCCUCGGAUUCUACCACGAGCAAAACCGGCCAGAUCGGGAUGAGUUUGUGCAGGUGUAUCCUGAGAACAUACAACCAGAAAUGUACGACACGAACUACCGCAUCUUGCGUAGUAUGCCCACACAUGGCAUUCCGUACGACUACGAAUCCAUCCUGCACUAUGCAGCCUGGGACUUCGCCAUCAAACGCGAUAAGCCAGCCAUAAUUCCCAAGAUCCGCACCUCAGUGAGAAUGGGUCAGCGCAAAUGGAUGAGUCCGUUGGAUGUCGUGAGACUGCAGAAAGCCUAUGGAUGUCUCGAUGAUAACUUUGAAAAAAUAACGCAAAGCCCUGUGGGUGCGUCCACAACCGUAACCACAGCGCCUUCCGCUCUCAACACGAGCAUAUCGAGUCAGAACCUUGCUGCCUUUUUUGCCGAACAGAGAACAUUGAGGACCAACAUGGCAUGCUCGGACCAUCUGAAAUGCGGCUGUUUUCAUGGCUGGUGCUGGGCGUACGCUUACUGGGAAGCGAUGAAAAUCGGAGACCCUUGGUGCUGGACACAGCCGGUGGGUGUUCCAGGCGGGCUAAAAUCCUUUGCAUCGUGCGGCGCUGAUAACGAUUGCAACAUCACGAUGACGUGCGGCGACAACAUCACAUACACCGGCAGCGGCCCACCAGAAGUCCGCCCAGCUUUCGCAGACGUCACAGCGGGGCCAACGUCACAAUGCAAGACAAAUCUCCAAUACUGCGGGCAGCUUUUACGUUUUUUAGGCUAUAGUGUCGGAGAGGGUGAAUAUUUGUCAAAUAUGCUAUUUAAGUGCAAAGAUGGCCGUAAUGUGGAACCGAUUUCAAACUGUAAAAAAUGCCGCGACGGAGGUGCGGAUAAGAACGACCACUGCGAGCCCUGAGGUAAUGCAGUGGCGCCUAAAUCCGAGCAUUCAAUCUCAAAGCCAAUUGUUUGGGCCGCAACUAGGCUUCCGAAGGUUGCGGACCCGAUUUUUUUUUAGUGUGACGAUGUCGACGAUUUUCCAGUACUGCUGAACGCCGAAUGGUGACCUGUGCCACGAAAUGUGCAAUGUGCGCUACAUAAAUAUUAUUGGCGUUAUUAUGGUUUUCUGUGUUUUAAUGCGCCUUUUAUCAUCUGCACUGCGCUUAUUACAGCAUGUUGAUUACAUGCAUGUUGAUUAUUACAGCAUGUUGAUUGUAUAUCGCAUCGGAAUAAAGUUCAAUAAAUAUAGUUAAAAAAA